AUGCUGGAGCAACGCGGACCCGUUCACGAAGCCCGCGAGGAGGCGAACCGUUUGUGUCUCCCCGAGGACGACAACCUCGAACAGCCGCCGCUUGGCAGCGGCAUGAAGCAUGGACUGCCCCGGUGGCAGCCCCAACUGCCGAACACGCUGCGCACUUCAGCGUCUGGGCCGUCCCAAUCGACCGGCGCCGCGGGUGCGGCAGAGGAAAAUGCUGACCUGCGUGACGACGAAAGUAUGGGCGUGUAUGAUCACAUGAUAUACAACGCGCCUGCGAUCCCGCAGGCACCCAAGUUCAAGGGCUCGACGAAAGCCGAGCGCCGACAGUUUAUGCGCGAGUACAACCAGUACUUGGAGCAGGUGGCUGCGUUGCAAACGACGACCACCAAACCCUUGGUGAUGCCGGUGUCGGCCUGCAUCGACCAUUACACGAAGAAACGCGUUGCCAUGUGGGAACUGGACAAGACGGUGGAAGAGACCACGGAAGCUGACUGGAUCGCAUGGAUGCGCCUCGGCUUUGAUGUCCUGCCCUCGGACCUCGACGCGAUCAAGGUGCGACUGCGUGGAGCAGUCAAGUUCGAUCUCUCGAUCGUCGAUGUCGACUCGAGAGUGGGCAAGAUGCUGGAGGGCCUGAUGAAAGCCCUCGAGCUCGACAACCAAGAGUGGGUCCUCAAGGAAGAGGGCAAAAUGAUGGUCGGCGUCAUCGUUGACGCGAUCAAACCGGCCGCGGUCAAAGAACAGAUUGCGAUGCAGCGCAACAAGGCGCUGAAGAGCGACGUGAUCAAGUUCGUACGGUGGUUGCGGGAGUACGCAACGACGUACCAAAUGUUCGUCAAGCUGCGACCUGACGAUAGAACUCCUCUGAAGGCGAACAAGCCUCCUACUGGCGCGGCACGCGCCAGCAGGGGGAUGGACGCCCAAGGGGGGUUGUCUCAAGUGCUGUUCUCUCGAUCAUUUGGUGAGAUGCUGCCCAAAGGCAACUCCCGCAGGAGAUAA
Messenger RNA from Aphanomyces invadans, 993 nucleotides. RefSeq lists its product as hypothetical. Lineage: Eukaryota; Oomycota; Saprolegniomycetes; Saprolegniales; Verrucalvaceae. Bases 1 to 993 code for a protein of 330 amino acids. The transcript has 2 exons. The record is from RefSeq and is a predicted model, not a curated record.